This is a messenger RNA of Haemonchus placei, 297 nucleotides long. Lineage: Eukaryota; Metazoa; Nematoda; Chromadorea; Rhabditida; Trichostrongylidae. The record is from the annotation of a GenBank genome assembly.
CGCAGCCGAUUUUUCCCAGUGUUCACAUCGUAUAACGUGAGAGCGAACAAUAAUGAAUCCCUGAACUUUGUUCCAUAGGCGAGAUCCGAAUCGAAAAUGUUCGGCACUGCUGCUCUCCAAAACUGUACAGUGUUAUAUCCAAGUGAAGUUACAAGCAAUUCAAAACUUUGGUGAUCCUCCAUUGAGUUGGCAAGGCAGUACUCAAGUAUAAAUAACAAACCCCUCAAAUAUCUCUCCGAAUGUGCGUCUCUCUUUCUCCAUGAGGCUAUCAAUGGACCGAGAGCUGAACCGAUUAUG